Messenger RNA from Aspergillus homomorphus CBS 101889, 1674 nucleotides. Its product is annotated as putative mitochondrial DNA replication protein (Yhm2). Gene Ontology annotation, molecular function: tricarboxylate secondary active transmembrane transporter activity. NCBI's taxonomy places the organism in Eukaryota, Fungi, Ascomycota, Eurotiomycetes, Eurotiales, Aspergillaceae. The record is from RefSeq and is a predicted model, not a curated record. Bases 487 to 1434 code for a protein of 315 amino acids. Gene Ontology annotation, biological process: mitochondrial citrate transmembrane transport; alpha-ketoglutarate transport. The transcript has 6 exons. Gene Ontology annotation, cellular component: mitochondrion.
CACAGUCUUACCCUACCCACCUGUGCUUCAUUGCUCACCUUCGUCGACCGACCCGGAAUUCCCAAGUUUUUCCCCAGCCUUAGCCUUGGUACGUGUGAGACAUCCCCAAUCGAGUUAUUUACUUCUGGACCCGUCGGACUUGAUAAGCCAAUGCUCAGCUGCAAGCCCCGGACAUCAAACCACCUCAGCUGCAUCAUCCCCUCCCCCAAUUCAUCCCUGCUUAUUCCACGCUGCUCUCCCUCUGCUUCCACCACCCUCCUUCUACAGUACUCUCAGUUACCCUACGUUUCCAUUAAUCCUUUCCCUUGGCGACUAAUCCUUUUUAACUCUUUGUGAAGAUCAACAGCAACCCAGGCCAACGAGUCAAUUCCCAGUGACUUGCCACUCCUAUCUGCAGUUCCACUACCUUCUCUUGCGAUCCCUUAGGCGACGAAGCCCCUUAUAUCCCUUGGUCAGGGCCCCUUUCAGCGUUCCCCAAGUUUGAAGAUGUCUCCCGCUCCGGUUGCGACGGCCCCUACUGGCCAAACGCUUGAGAAGAAGCCUGUGAAGUUCAGCAAUCUAUUACUCGGUGCGGGGUUGAACUUGUUCGAGGUCACAACCUUGGGACAGCCGCUGGAAGUGAUCAAGACAACCAUGGCCGCAAACCGGGGCGACAGCUUCGCCGGCGCAAUGGGUCGGAUUUGGGGUCGUGGCGGGAUCCUCGGUUAUUAUCAAGGUCUCAUUCCGUGGGCCUGGAUUGAGGCCUCCACCAAAGGUGCUGUCCUGCUCUUCGUCGCGUCGGAAGCCGAAUUCCGCGCCAAGGUGCUUGGUGCCCCCGAUUUCGUGGCAGGUAUCGCUGGUGGUAUGGUUGGUGGUAUCGCUCAGGCCUACGCUACGAUGGGAUUCUGUACCUGCAUGAAGACAGUUGAGAUCACCAAGCAUAAGAUGGCUGCGCAGGGUGUCAAUCCGCCCAGCACCUUCGCGACUUUCAUGGACAUUUAUCGCAAGGAAGGCAUCCGUGGCAUCAACCGCGGUGUCAAUGCUGUCGCUAUCCGCCAGACCACCAACUGGGGUUCCCGUUUCGGUUUCUCUCGCUUGGCUGAGCAGGCGAUCCGCAAGGUGACCAACAAGGACGACAGCCAGAAGCUGAACGCUUUCGAGAAGAUUCUGGCUUCCGGUCUGGGUGGUGGUUUAUCGGCGUGGAACCAGCCCAUUGAGGUGAUCCGCGUCGAAAUGCAGAGCAAGACCGACGACCCCAACCGCCCCAAGAACUUGACAGUUGGUAAGGCUGCCAAGUACAUCUAUGAAAACAACGGCAUCAAAGGCCUCUACCGUGGCGUGGCUCCUCGGGUGGGGCUGGGAAUCUGGCAGACUGUUUGCAUGGUGGCUCUGGGUGACAUGGCCAAGGAGGCAGUUGAAAAAUUGACGGGCGAGGCUGUCACCGCAAAGCACUAGGGAAGGUUUGAGAUACCCUUCUGCCAUGCACGCGGUCAGAGAAAAUAUGGGUAGACGCUGGUCUGGUCAGUUCGCCGUCGUCUCAGACCGGACCGUCGAUGAAAGCGAAGUGGUGCGAGGUGCUGAGCACGCCGCACAACAGAAUUUACAAGCAUUUUAUUCAUUACAAUAGUGUUAAUAGACCUGCAAUCGUCAUUAUGACUCGUUGGCCGAAAUCGAAGGCGGUUUUGAAUCUUGUGC